AUUUACCGCCUGUCUACCAGCAGCUCUCAAGAUCAAGAUCUAGUUGGACAUUUGCCUAUAGAAUUAUCAUUUCUGCUGUGUAAAUUUUUAUCUCGUGAAGGUUGCAGCUUAGAAUUUUCACCGACAGGAGCAAGGUUUCUCAAGGACGGACUUGUGGUUCCCGGGCGGUAUACUGCUUUGUCUAACCAUAAGAAAAUGGUGACAAUUCUUCAUAGAGAACUAGAGCGCAAAGUUGAGAAAGUUAAGCAUAUGAAAUUGGAGGUCAUAGGGCCGAAGACCAAAAACAAUAUGAACUUCCAGCCUGAAUAA
Molecule: messenger RNA, 309 nt
Organism: Porites evermanni
Lineage: Eukaryota; Metazoa; Cnidaria; Anthozoa; Scleractinia; Poritidae
Source: the annotation of a GenBank genome assembly